Pomacea canaliculata is the source of this 4182-nucleotide messenger RNA. Its product is annotated as monocarboxylate transporter 12-B-like. The transcript has 8 exons. The coding region runs from base 192 to 1964 and encodes 590 amino acids. Lineage: Eukaryota; Metazoa; Mollusca; Gastropoda; Architaenioglossa; Ampullariidae. Gene Ontology annotation, biological process: monocarboxylic acid transport; transmembrane transport. The record is from RefSeq and is a predicted model, not a curated record. Gene Ontology annotation, molecular function: monocarboxylic acid transmembrane transporter activity.
UUUGUUUUAACAUUCAAGUUAUGUGAAGAGACGAAAAUGAAUGCAAUGUUUCGCCGGAUACACAGGACACUGGGUCAGGAUUUAGCUGUCUGUUCUUGACCUCCAUAGGGCUAUCCAUUACUCUGACGCCUACUGUCAGCUGUGCAGGGCAUAGUGUUGUAUUUGCUGCAUGCAACUGAUGGUGAUCAUUUAUGCAAGACAACAUUCAAAACCCACUUGACAUGCCAGAAAAGACCAGCAGUAUUGCUGGUGAAAACCAGCUAGCUGUUGGCCCUCAAGACAAUGGUGAUGCAACAAGCUCAGAAAAGUUGCCAGAAGAAGAAAACCUUCUAAUUCAGGAUAACAAGAUAAAUCUAACAUCAGAGCAAAGUGAUGCAAGGGGUGAGGACAAUGACAAGAAGAAGAUAGAAGAUGAUGACUACAAGGCUUUGCUUCAGGAUAGAGGAUGGGCCUGGUUUGUCGUGCUGGGCUGUUUUCUAUCCCACGUGAUUACAGGAGGUUUCGAGCGGUCUGAUGGCGUGCUGUUCUUGCAGUUUACUGAAAAAUUUCAAGAGAGUGCACAGCUUACAGCCUGGCCAGGGGCUCUGUGUUCAUCUGUCCGGCUUUUAGCAGGUCCAAUUGCCACAGCUGUGAGUAAUCGCUUUAGCGUGCGAACAUCUGUUAUGGCUGGCACCUUCAUCUUUGCCUUAGGGGUUGCUGUUAGUGGACUGGCUCCCAGUGUACCAUACCUCUUCUUUACUUAUGGUUUUCUGCAAGGAUUUGGGCGAGGCCUUGUCUAUGCUCCAGGUGUAGUUGUAGUUGGAAUGUACUUUAAUCGCCACCGUGGUCUAAGCACAGGACUGGGUACAGCAGGUGUGGGGCUUGGAACAUUCUUGUUCCCCCCUAUGGUGGAGAUGCUGUUUGAACAGUUUGGCUUUAGUGGUGCCUUCCUCAUGCUGAGUGGCAUUGCGCUGCACCUGUGUAUUGUAGCUGCUCUGUUUCGACCUCUGUUCAUUCAUCGCAGUAUUGUUAUUGGAGACAGGAAGAAGAAGAGUGUUGCUAAAGACUUGGAUGAUUUAGGAGAGGAAAGAGCUUUUGUUGCUAGCAAAGAAGGUUCACUUGAUCUGCCGAAAUCAACCAAGAAGGAUGCUUCGAGCAUAACUAUCGAGCUUUCUCUAGAUUCAUCAGAUCAUGACUUUCAGGAUGGUGGCUCCAGUGCAGAGAAGUUUCAAGAAAGCCCAAGGUUAAGGAGCAGGUCGAGGAUUAAGAACUGUUGCAAAAGUGUUAUUAGUUCAUGUUUUCCUGUGGAGGAGCAAAAAAUGGACAAAAAGAAGCAGAAACUCAUCGAAUGGAGCCUGUUGAAGAACCCACCAUUCCUUUUCUACUGCUUCAGCAUCUGUCUCUUCACAGCCGCUUUCAAGUCUGCUUUCACUUUUCUCCCAGCCUUGGCAGCAUCUUCUGGCAUUUCCAAAAUAGAAGCUGCCUACCUCUUGUCUAUUUCAGGCAUUGUGGACACCAUAGGGCGAGUUUUGGCUGGUUUCAUACUGGACAUGCCACGCAUCAAACCUUUCAGACCAUUGGCCUAUAACGGCAUCAUCUUUGUCAUUGUGGUUCUUUCUUUCCUUUCACCACUGAUGAACCACUUUACAGGGUUUGCUGUGCUGUUUGGGCUGUAUGGGAUGAUGACUGGAGCAUAUGUUUCACAGAAGUCAGUUGUGAUUGUGGACAUUCUUGGCCAGGAAAAACUUACCAGUUCAUUUGGCCUUUUGAUCUGCUUUCAAGGUAUUGGCACUGCUAUUGGGCCACCUUUGUCUGGUUUACUUCGGGACAUCUAUGGCAGCUUCAAGGAGGCAUUCUUUAUGGGUGGAGCAGCUAUGGCAGCAGCUGGAGGAUUAAUGAUAGUCUCCAACAUAUAUCGCAUUGUUAUGCAACAUCGUUUAAAAGCAGCCAUGAAAAGCACGAAAGAACAUGCAGAUGACAACUAGCAUUGGUUUUUGGAAUCCUUUUAUUGAUGUUCGCAAAAGUUUUCAAGCAUCACUCCAUUACAAAAUCAUGGGAAAAUUGUUCCCUUGUUUCAAGAGCCAUGGUGUGUUGCCAUGAAUUCUUUGUCUUUCAGAGAGAAAGAGUGUGUGAAUAAGCAAAGGAAGAGAAAACAUUGAACUGUUAUUUAUAUCACCCAUUUCAUUUUACAUCACAAAUAUUAAAGAAAAGUUAAUCAAAAUGACCAUUAAUUUACAAAGUCUUAAUAUACUUCAAAUGCAAUUUUGUUCUCAAGGAAUAAUAAUGUGACUUAGAUUUGUUUUAAGAUGUUUUUAACUGUGAAAGGAAAAUCAAGUUUAGAAAUGUGUGUUGUGUGAUUGAAUUUGUUUUUGUUGUCAGUUAAAGAAUCAUUCCUGUUUGUUUUUUAUUUUUAUUAUUGAAUGUUUUCUUUAUAUUGUUUCUGGUCAUUCCCUUAAGAUGGAUUCCUCGUGGGCAUUUACUAUUACAGUGUCCCAUUCAAAUUCAAAUGCUGUUUAAUGCUGUUGGUGUAUCAUAAACACAGUAUUGUGUCUUCUGUGCACUAUAUGUUCAUUAUUCAGUAUUUUAUAUACUAGUAUAGGAUUUAAACAUGUAUCUGUAUUGAGUCAACUGAGAUUGUGAUGAACAUAGAGUAAAAGAAGUGAACAUUGACUUGGUCUUUAAAGAUGGAAGCACCAAAAAAGAUUGUUCUGUGAUGGAAUUUUUCCAAUGAUGCACAUGCUGUUAGACUACUUUUGGAUAUAGAUGCUUUUGUGAACUUCAUCCAGAAGACACCUAACAUUUGUUUGUGUGCAUUAUCCUUGAGUUAUCUUUUUUAACUUUUUUUUUUUUACUUUAUUUGUCUCUAAUGAAGAUGUCAGUCCCAAAAUUUCUUGAAGAAUAUUUAAUUGGUAUUUAUAUAUAAACUAAACAGAUCAAUAUGCUGUUAACCCAGUGAAUCUUUUUUGGUUUUCAUGGUAUAUUGGUUUGUGUUGAUGUUUCUUUACUUGUUGUUGUGCACACUUAUCAUGUUAAACAUGUCCUUAUCUUAUUUUAUUUUCUCAAGUGACCAGAACAGAACCAAAAAAAAAUUGAUGUGACCUUUAAGACUUAAUUUUUUGUGGGAGGUUGGGGAGAUAUUUUAUUAAUCUGAUUAAGAAAUAAUGUAUAAAAAUAUAUAAUGGGCUUGAAUAUUUCUGAUUAGUUAAGAAAUCAUACCUGCUUGUUUUUGUAUAUUGAUUGUAUUUUUUCUAUCUAUUAUAUCUGGUCAUUCCCAGGAAAUGUAUACUUCAUGGUCAUCACAUCAGAAAUAGUCCCAUUCAAAGCAGCUUAUUUGCUGUUAGCAUAUGUAUUUUUGUAUAUCUUUUUAUAUUUCUGUUUAACUUUUGACAAUAAGCACCUUAAUGCAAACUGUCCGACAGAUAUUUAACAGUGCAUUUUGGUUAUACUUUUUAAGUUUACAAUAAUUUAUAAACUAUUUAGUGUUCUUCAGAGACUGCAAGGAGUAGAACCAAAAUAAACUAACGUGAACUUGUUUUUAUAAAUCACUGAAUGGGAUCAUUUAUGAUGUGUUUCAGUGAUAUAUAUAUACUCUCCUUACUUUCCCUGUACCCUGUAUGCUAAAUGUUAAUUUAAUUUACAAGACAGUGGUGAGGAGAAACAGAUACAGGGAGACAGAUAAAGGGGGAACAGUAAGAGUGAUAAAUAGGUCUUCCAGCCUCAAAAAGAAUUUUGAAAGGAAUACAGUGAUGCCUCUUUUUGAGUAAAUUGUAUUGAAUUGCAUUAAGUUUUAUCAUAGUAAAAGAGAUGGCCAAAAUUUGUUGUAAAAUUUUGCUAUUAGAGUUGCUGUGUCUGAUUCAUUGAGUAAAAAACAUGACCACACGUCUCUGGCUUUUAUUGUAGAUCAAUUUCUUGUUUUAUUUAAUGUUUAUAACUAAAAACGUUUUCCAUGCCCAUCACCCUAGUACUAUUUAAAGACUUUUAAAGUUCAAGUUUUUGUGUUAGUAGUCUCUCAUGUAAGAUCAGCUUUGGCUAUUUUCAUUUGAUGUGACUUUUGGUCAUAUGUCAUGACAGAAUUUGUUGUUUUAGGGGAAUAUUGGGGGCUAUAAUGUAAGGCUGUAAAAAACAGACUUUCUCAUGGCAAUCAUCUUUAUGUCUACAGAGAUGCCUCCAAGCAUAAUCUGUUAUGCCAUCUGGCAUAGAAAA